Messenger RNA from Ostrea edulis (European flat oyster), 1892 nucleotides. RefSeq names its product multiple epidermal growth factor-like domains protein 10. Bases 43 to 1737 code for a protein of 564 amino acids. The record is from RefSeq and is a predicted model, not a curated record. Lineage: Eukaryota; Metazoa; Mollusca; Bivalvia; Ostreida; Ostreidae. Gene Ontology annotation, molecular function: scavenger receptor activity. The transcript has 14 exons.
GGUAUACCCAAGAUAACCCACUCCGUGCUAUACAUUGCGACAAUGUAUCUGAUGUACUCAUUCACCGUCGUAAGGAGAAAACAUUUACCCACCGUAUCCCUCUGUAUGUUGUUGUUUGUGAUACACACGGAGACUUAUGAAAAUCUGGCAUUCAGAAAACCAGCGUGGCAGCAACAUAAAUGGCCUGGAGAACCUUUAGAUGUGGACUGGGGCGCAGCGAAGGUUGUGGACGGAAAAUAUACUGACCGUUCAGAAUCAGGAAACCAAUGUGCUAUAUCAGCUCCAGGUCAAACAACAGCGACGUGGAGAGUGGACCUGGGGAGUGUGGUCAGCAUCAAUCACAUUGACAUCUACUAUAGGACGGAUAAUCUUCCGAGUCCUGGGCGGUACUUCAGUCGAUUUGCUGGAUUCUUCCUUUACGUUUCCAACACCACGUCAAAGGAUGACGGCCAUCUUUGUUUUCAUGAAAUACAGAAUGUGAACGGUACACCAGUUGAGAACCAGACAAUAAGCUGUUCUGUUCAUGGACGAUAUGUGAUAUACUACAACGAACGGAGACCGGGUGUUACCUAUCCUAGUUAUUACUGGCAUGAAGCAUACAAUGAACUAUGUGAGGUGGAAGUUUAUGGAUGCCCUGACCCGAAAUAUUAUGGAGUGAACUGUGAUCAACAGUGUCCCGUCAAUUGUCAAGGGAAAACAUGUGACGUCAGUACGGGACACUGUUUGGGCUGUAUACCGGGAUAUCAAGGUCUUCGCUGUAGUCAGGUAUGUGAUGUAAAGACAUAUGGACCACAGUGCUCUUUAUCAUGUGGUAACUGCAGUGAUGGAGAGACCUGUCACAAUGUCAACGGCACGUGUCUACAGGGAUGUGAUGAGGGAGUAGAGGCAGAAAAAUGUCAGACACGUCAGUUUUCUUACAAACAAAGAAAUAUUAAGAUUAAUUUUUUGACGAAUAAACUCGCUAUAAAUUGUACUUGUCUCAAUGAAAUAACAUGUCGACCUGGUUUUCAUGGAAAGAACUGCGGACAGAGAUGCAGUCAUAACUGUAACGUGACAAACCACUGUAACAGAUUUACAGGGGAGUGUGAUGGGGGCUGUAAACCGGGAUGGAAGAUGCCAACAUGUCAGCAAGAAUGUGACGGUGGGAUGUACGGGGCAGGCUGCACACAUAGUUGUGGUCCCUGUCUAGACAACAAACAGUGUCACCAUGUUAACGGCACGUGUUUGAAUGGAUGUUCUUCCGGACAUCAGGGAAGACACUGCGAGGAGAACUGCACCGAUGGGCAUUUUGGUAUGAAUUGUGAGAACAGCUGUACCUUGUACUGUGGUAGAAAUGGUAGUUGUGACCGGAUCACCGGCAUGUGUGAUAGCGGAUGUAUCGAUGAUUGGAGGGGACCUCUCUGUGGUUCUGCAGAAGAGUUGUCGUCGUGCACUUCAUGCACUGCAGAUGAUAGCAUCGCCAUCAUAUUAAGCUUGGUGAUAUCUGUUAUCAUUGUGAUCACCGGAAGUGUCGUGAACUUCGUGAUAUGGAAGAGAAAUCAGUCUGAAAAUCCAAGGAGAGGAUUAAAUGAAAACUCCAAAUGUCAGCUUGAAACGGUUAAUAACUCAGAUAUACAAAGCGGUAAAGAUCGGAUUGGAUCCCCGUAUGCAGAACUCACAGAUACAAACCAGCCGAACAUGUACGAGGGAAUUCAUCAUUAUACCGAGGCUGCUGGAAAAAUCUACGAUGAAAUAUAAUUCUUUGUUUUAAUUCCCAUGUAUUGAUUUUCCUACAAAUCAGUUUCUCAUUCAUAUGCUGUACGGUGUAUCAGAUAUAGAUGUAUAAUUCAUAAAGAAUAAAGUCCAAACGUUUAGUAUCACAUUUAAAUAAAUAAUAAAUCAUGUCCGAAAAA